AUGGAUUCUCCCAAUAAGCAAGCCAGCGGCACGCCACCCUCGAAGGUGUCAAGGACUUCACGUGGAGGAAGACUGACGCAUCACCGGCAGCACUCGGGCAUUUCAGCACCUGCCCAGCGCCCCGGACAAGAAGACUGGCGAAGAUGGCCCCAGAUCAGCGUCAGGCUACGAGGCCUCCCGAUCAUCAGUGUCCAAGACAUCCACACAGAGUUCACCAAGUACGGCAACAUUGUCUACAUCGAGCACUUUGAGGGUAGGCAAGGCCAGCCCACCGGCGAAGCCCGUGUCCGGUUCGAACCACCUCCUGUGACCCCAUUCUGGUCCAACGGCCGCUACGUCUUCGCUCGAGUGAACCUGGCCCCUGCCCAGGCGGCGGUUCCCAUUCGCAUCGAACUCGACCCGCCCUCCCACGCCUUUGGUGCCAUUCGUAGCACGGUCAACUCGCGGCUAUUCUAUCCGGCAAGAAUGACCUUGGACAUCAAGACGCUGGAGUUCAGUCCUACGGGUAAAGGGCCCGAGAUCAUGCCCAAGAAACAAGUGGUUUCCCAAGGUCAGGGCAACGACCCCAAGUGUAUCCGGCUGAAGGCCGACUUUCGAAACAAAACCCUCGCGAUUUACUUUCCCAUCUCCAUAACGCCAGACGCCGAGUUGGGCCAAGUCUUUGGAGAGGAACCUUGCGACAACGCCAUCCGUGAAUACAAGAUUCUGAUUGACCUCGCUCAUAUGCGGCGUGCGUCGCUCGUCGAUCUCGGAAAUGGCGAUUUCCAUCUCACGAUACCCCUUCGCUAUCCGCCAGCGUACUACUUCAAGAACCAAGAUAUAGCUCGCAGUUUUGAAGCCGACAGGCUCAUGUGGACCGAGAACGACCAGUGGGUGCGCGCCUCCCAUGUCCUCGACGACAAUGACCUCCCCCAGGACUACAGUCUCGGCCUCCUUAACCAGUGGGAUGACCCAAGCUUCAUCGACAUUGGCCGCUGGACGACGUUCCGCAUGCGGCUUGAUGCUCCUGGCCAAGACCUUCGCAAUCUGACAGGGGCCCUUGAAGACCUCAAUAUCGAGCUCACGCGCCUUGACAAGAGCUCAGAACUACCAGAUCAGUUGUGCCUCAUCCCGGCUGAGAACCAACCAGUUCGAAACAAGCCCGUCAAGACUUCCAAGCCAGAUCCGAAUGAUGAUUGGCUUUCCUUGAUGCAUUCGAAUGCCACUUCUUCACCCACAGCGAGAUUUUUUGACUUUGCCGUGCAGUAUCAGCUCGAGGUCUGCAUCUCUCGUGGCAUCCUCUGCGAGUACAAGCUGUCGCAGGAGUUUCUAGAUCGUCUCCGAGGUCUCCAGCAGGACCGCGCCAAAUGGAUACUGGAAUACUUUGCCGACCGAGGCAAGGCCGUCGAGCAGCCGAUGGACAUCUUUGAGAGCCACGAAGCCAACUGCUACUACCCCAACCCGGUGGUGCCUCACUACUGCGCCAUCGUCCGAAAAGUCGUCGUCACGCCCACGACCAUCUACCUGAGUUCUCCUGGCGUCGAAGCCAGCAAUCGCGUGAUACGAAAGUACCAGCACGUCUCUGACCGCUUUCUCCGCGUCCAGUUCACGGACGAGCUCACGCGAGGCAGAAUCAGCACGCGAGCCAAGAUGGAGCUGGACCACUAUGUGUUCAAGAGGGUCUAUCUAACCAUGAUCAACGGCAUCCGCAUCGGCGACCGCCACUACAAGUUUCUGGCGUUUGGCAAUUCUCAGAUCAGGGAAUGCGGUGCCUACUUUUUCUGCGAGACGGCCCAUCUCAAGUGCACCGAGAUGCGUCAAUGGAUGGGCAAUUUCAACCACAUACACAUUGUGGCCAAAUUCGCAGCCAGACUGGGACAGUGUUUCUCUACAACGCGCGAGAUUCGCAGCAUUCGGGCCCCCAACAUCCAGAUCAUUCCCGACAUUGAAAGAAACGGCCAUUGCUUUACAGAUGGCGUGGGCAAGAUCUCCUCUUUCCUCGCCAGCAUGGUACUAGAAGAGAUGGGCCUCGAGACAGUCGAGACGCCGUCGGCCUUUCAGUUUCGCAUGGGCGGCUGCAAAGGCGUUCUUGCCGUAUGGCCCGAGGCGAAGGGUAUGUAUGUGCACAUUCGGAAAUCGCAGGAGAAGUUCAAGGCGACUUUCAACGGCCUCGAGAUUAUUCGCUGCGCGCGGUUCUCCGUGGCCACCCUGAACCGCCAGACCAUUACGAUCCUCACAUCCCUGGGCAUCAAGUCAGAGGUCUUUAUGGACUUGCUUCAACGACAGCUCCAUGGCUAUGAGAAGGCCAUGAAUGACCAGGGUGCCGCUGCGGUUCUCCUCGGCCGUCACAUUGACGAGAAUCACACAUCGCUGGCGCUCAGAGACCUGAUCAACUGGGGGUUCAUGCGCCAUGAUGUCCAAGAGCCCUUCGUCCUCACCAUCCUGCAGCUCUGGCGGGGCGUGUGCAUUGUCGGCCGCAACCCUUCACUGCAUCCAGGAGAUGUCCGCGUUGUGGAAGCGGUCGACGUGCCUCAGCUGCGUCACAUGAAGAACGUGGUCGUCUUUCCGAGCACGGGCGAUGUCGACGUUCCGAGCAUGCUCUCUGGAGGUGACCUGGAUGGCGACGACUUCUUCGUCAUCUGGGAUCCGAACUUGAUCCCUCCCGUGUGGAACUUUCGGCCGAUGGACAACGUGGCGCCGCAGCCAAAGGUCGUUGAUCGGGACGUCAAUGCAAAAGACCUCAGCCUGCAGCUUGCCAAGCUCCAUUCCAAAGCAGUGGACUACGUCAAGUCAGGCGAUCCAGCCGAGCUCGGCCGCGAGCUUCGAGCUCGCAGAUGGCCCCAUUUCAUGGGCGAGCGCCGCAACAAGAACUCCCUCUACCACUCGUACACGGCCCUCGGACAGAUCUACGACAGGGUCCAGGACGUGCCGUUCAACCCGCUGUACGAGAAGAAGUUUGACCGGCGCAUCCUCUCGCGCUUCGCGCCGAUCGACAAUGCGGUCCUCAAGCAGGCGCGCCGCCUCAAGUCGACCUACGACACGGCCAUGCGGCGCCUCAUGGCCCAGCGCGAGGUGUCGACCGAGUUUGAGAUCUGGACCGGGUUCCCGCUGUCCCGGCCGCGCGUCGGCAACGCCUACAAGCACUCGGAGGACAUUGGCCGCGACGCCGGUCUCCUGAAGCAGUCCUUCCGCGACGAGGUGCACGCCCUCGUCGGCGGCAGCGGCUACGACAAGGUCGCGCCGUUUGUCGCGGCCAUGUACCAGGUCACGGCCGAGGAGGUCAGCAUCGCGCUGCACCGCCGCCGCGAGGCGCACAGCGUUGCUGGCGACCCGGAGGCUCUGCCCGGCCGGAAGAGGGACAUGAAGGGCAUGCCCCUCAUCACGUUCCCGUGGAUCUACCACUGGGUCCUCGGCCGCAUCGCGACGGACGACGCGAAGACGAGGCGCGACGUUGUCACGGAUAACGCCUUCGACCUCCAUCACGGCGCUGGCACGUUCAACCGGCAGGAGGAGCUGUCGCAGCCCAAGCCGAGCGGCCGCCUGGCCGUGCCUGCCUACGAGGACGUGGAAGCGCUCGGGGAGAUUCCAGGCGCUGAAGGACAUGCUCUCACAGACGACAUGAGCAAGAUGGAUCUCCUCACGUUACCGGACGGACGUCUUCUCCAUCGCGGCCAGGUCCUCCACCUGUUCGACAGUGAUUCCGAGGAAGAGAACGAAGGCGCCCAGGACGACGGGACGGUCUACGCGCCGCCGUCUCUUGAAGAGACACAGGCCACAGCAACUACAAACAAAGUCUCCGCACAGGAGGACACAGGAAUGGCAGCCACCGACGAACCACCUCAAGGCCACGGCAGCACCGGACACGACAGAAAGGAGGGCCCCGAGCACGAUCGAAAGGAGGGCACCGAGCACGAUCGAAAGGCCGACAAGACACGCGACACGCCAGCAGUGAAGGAGCAGAAGACGAACAAGACGGCCGAACAGCAGGCUGCGCUCCAGGAAAGCGGCGACAAGCUAGACCCCUUCGCCGCCAUCUUCAACAUGCAAAAGAUGCGCUGGAACGCGCAGCCCUCCUCGGCCCAGGAGACUCGCCCGCGCGAGCCCGUGAGCCGGACGCCGCCGCGUCGCCACGCACCCCCUAUCCUGAGGCCGGUGAGGCAAGAUGCUGCAGCAGGGCAAGCCGUGGCGGCCGCUCGAGCCCAGGAGCCCCCUGACGAGACACAUCCGGCCAUGCCGCGGACUGUCGAGACGGUCGAGGCUGUCGAGGAGCUCGACCGCAGCAGCGCUAGCGACGACGGCGAUCAGGAAGGAGGCACCCUCUUUGAGCGGUUUGACAGGCUCAUGGGCGGCAGCUGA
Molecule: messenger RNA, 4335 nt
Organism: Verticillium dahliae VdLs.17
Lineage: Eukaryota; Fungi; Ascomycota; Sordariomycetes; Glomerellales; Plectosphaerellaceae
Product: RNA-dependent RNA polymerase
Exons: 3
Coding region: 1-4335 (1444 amino acids)
Biological process (GO): siRNA processing
Cellular component (GO): nuclear RNA-directed RNA polymerase complex
Molecular function (GO): RNA-directed RNA polymerase activity; nucleic acid binding
Source: RefSeq, a predicted model, not a curated record